This is a messenger RNA of Botrytis fragariae, 3579 nucleotides long. Its product is annotated as putative phd-finger domain-containing protein. The coding region runs from base 1 to 3579 and encodes 1192 amino acids. Gene Ontology annotation, biological process: regulation of transcription by RNA polymerase II. The transcript has 3 exons. The record is from RefSeq and is a predicted model, not a curated record. Lineage: Eukaryota; Fungi; Ascomycota; Leotiomycetes; Helotiales; Sclerotiniaceae.
AUGGCCCCGACGCCAACACCUGGAACCCCUAGAAGAGCUGCAAGUGGCUCAGGUACAAGAUCUACACGUCCGAAAUCCGCGUCAGCCUCAAAUCGUCGAUUUGAAAACCCAAUUAUCAAAAAUCCAACAUCCGAACCUCCUAAAAAAGGUCGUUACGUACCAGGCGGUCCCGGUGGAGGAGGCAGAUACGUAGACGAGAACGGCCAAGAUCUACUUUUAGUCGGCGGUACAGGACCAGGGGGUUAUAAUUAUAUUGGACCUCGCGGUCGUAUAGGACGCGAAAACGCUGCGAACGGAGUCCAGCCGGUAGUUUACCCUCGCAGAGAUAAUCGAACAACGAGAACAAGGACAGUACUUCCUCGCGCACAACAACCCCCCAUGGCUGCCCCAGGUAGAUUCGGAUCAUCAUCGCAGGCUGCUGCAGCUGUCGCGCAAAAUGAUGGAUACAAGCCUCGAGAGGAACGAAGUUGGGAAGAAUUUCAUCCCGAUCUAGACAUAAAUCAAGAAAUGAUGUGUUUCAGUCAAGAAGCAGUGGAGGGAGUGUCAAACUCGAGACCUGUAACACCCGCCGGCGCAUCACAAUUAGUGGAAGGAUCGGCGAAUGGUAAACCUGGACAGAGUGCUGAUAAUGGUGAGAAUGGCACAAACACAACUCCAAAUCCCGCAGUACCUACUCCUAGUACAAAUGGGGUUCUAGUACCAUAUACCAUUCCAGGUACACCAGGAGGAGGCAAGAGAAGACCUGGCCGUCCUCCCAAGAACCCUGAGGCAUUCUACGCCGCCAGAGCUGCUGCGAACCUUGGAAUAUCUAUUGGCGUUAAUUCCCCGAAGACGCCAAAGACACCAAAGGGUAUACAUGUCAUGAAUACCACCGCGAAGGAAAAGUUGACUCUGCCACAACCCUCGUUCCGACUAACGCAUACCCUUAAAAAGUUCGAUACCCCAGAAUUCGAUCAAUAUGUUGAUAAAUCCAUGGCAAAUGUAGGAUAUCAGGAAAGUGACGAAUUUAUUCGACAUGAGCAAGAAUUCAUAAAGGCUUCUGAUAUUAACUUCAACGAGGAUCUUGAUGGAAUUGGAAGCACUCUUGGUCGUGUUGAGUAUGAUAUGGAUGAGGCAGAUGAUAAAUGGCUACAACAAUAUAAUGAGAGGCGGAAGGCGGAAGGCGUUGAUGAGGUUCCUCGACACAUUUUCGAAGUCACUCUGACUAAGAUAGAAAAAGACUGGCAUAAUCUAGAACGAACUAUACCAAAGCCAAAUCCAAAACCACCUCAAACCCAUCGGCCAAGGUCUAGCUCAGCUGCUGCCGUUAAUGGUGAAGCUCAGGUUGGAGAAGAACAAGAUAGUAAAUGUGCUAUCUGCGAUGACGGAGAUUGUGAAAACACCAACGCCAUUGUUUUCUGCGAUGGUUGCGACUUGGCUGUGCAUCAAGAAUGCUAUGGAGUACCUUUCAUUCCCGAAGGUCAAUGGAUGUGCAGAAAGUGUCAGUUGAUUGGACGCUCCACUCCUACUUGCAUUUUCUGUCCCAACACCGAUGGAGCUUUCAAGCAAACCAAUGCUUCAAAAUGGUCGCAUUUACUCUGUGCCAUGUGGAUUCCUGAAGUUUCUCUUGGUAACACUACAUUCAUGGAACCAGUUAUGGAAGUUGAGAAGGUCCCGAAAAGCAGGUGGAAAUUAAACUGCUACAUCUGUAAUCAAAGUAUGGGAGCAUGUGUGCAAUGUGGCAAUAAAGCCUGCUUCACAGCUUUCCAUGUUACUUGCGCUCGCAGAGCUCGUCUAUUUUUGAAGAUGAAGAAUAACCAUGGGACCUUGGCAGUUCUAGAUGGACACGCUGUCCUGAAAGCCUUUUGUGACAAGCAUUCGCCUCAAGAUCAUGCUCGGGAGAACGACACUGUCGCCGCUACUGCUGAAGCUCGCAGAUUCUACAAGAAGACUAUGCGUGGCCGUGUGUGGGCUGAUUCCAAUGAAGCUGCCGGUAUGCUGGCUAUAGCUCAUCGUAAAGCAGGAAGACAUCCAGAAGCCAUUGACUUGAAUGGUGCUCGGGGAUCAUUGCUACAAUACAAUCAAGAUAUUCAGUCGGAAGAGCCAAUCAAAGGUAUUUGGAAACUUCCUUCGGGUGCUCCGAUCAUUCCAAAAGUUAUCUUCAACUCUGUUGAAAUGUCAUUGCAACGUUAUAAUCUUCGCAGACGUAGGGAGUGGACUGCAGAUUGCUGUAAGUAUUGGACUCUCAAGAGGGAGGCCCGAAGAGGUGCAGCUCUUUUAAAGCGAUUGCAACUCCAAAUGGAAAGUUUCUCUUCCAUGGAAAUCACCCGGCGCAACUUCUCUGGUAUGGGUCACGUAGGAAGGGAAAGACUUGCACGUCGUAUCGAUUUUGCUCAACUUCUGCUCAAAGAUAUGGGGAAACUUCGUGAACUUGCUGGAGAAAUCAAAGAACGCGAAUUGAAGAAGUUAGAAGCUGCAAGGGUUGAAAAGGAUGCUGUCGACACGAUAUACUUUCCUGUAGCGCAUCUACUGCCUCCGGUCAUUGAAAGGGCUUUACAAAUCGAUAGCAAAAAGGCAUUUACCGGUGGUCUCAGUCGACUCAGCGACAAGCUCAACCAACGCUUUUACACUACUACGGGGGCGUUUGCGAAAGACUUCAGUUCCACCAUCACUGCUGCUAUUAUGGAAGACACCCCGCAAGGUGGACAAAAAGAAAACCCGGCUGGGGGCAUCGAAAAGACAUCCUCCAAACCGGUAAAUUUAAACGUGCAGAAUCGUCGCAAAAUCGGAAGACGCAUUAUCAAGGCUGUUCAGCCUAUGUUAGAGGCUGCAAUUCGAGCCGAGUGUGAUGUUGUUAAGACAAAGCCUGAGGAUCAGCUAAAAGUGCUGAAUGUCUUACUCGAAAACUGUCUACUUCCUGCUGAAGGUUCGAACAGCUCAUCUGAUACCUUUGCGGAUGUUGAAGCGCCGGAGCCAUCGCAAGACGAAGACAUGAUUGACGUUGCACAAUCACAAGAGAUUGCUUCUGAGACUCUAGAUCCCGGAGUGGUAGAACGCGGGCAAAUUCCUGUUGCAAACACUGAAGUCAUAGAUACAAAUAUGCCAGAUGCCGAUGCUGAUGCGGAGCAUGAUGUCGAGGAUGUCAUUCAUGUUGCGUCUGCUACUAUUUCCGACACGGACCACUUGAUUGAUCCACAACUUCUUAACCAUGGUAUUGGAACGCACACUACAAAUGGUGAUGGCAUUACGCCACCUGAUACCAAUGGCUAUUCUUCUACUCCAGAAGACAACCAGCCUACCCCACCAACACCACCAGUUUCAAAUGGUGAAAAUAAUACAGAUGGCGCAGACGUGCUUAACAAUGGGGGCAUUCCUUGGUAUGUCAAGGAUUUCCAGCCUGAAGGAACUAGUGUCUUGCAAGAAGUUCCAGUUGAAAAUACAAAUGGCUCUCACACAAGCGAUGACCUCAGCGAAAUGGAUGAUGAGGAUGUCAAAGCUUUAGCUGGUGUUCAGGACGGUCCAAGCGAAAUGAAUGGAACCACUCCAGCUGCAAAAGGAAGAAAGGGGAAGGCAAGGAGAAAGUUUCGAGGAUUCAAGUGA